AUCGUCUCCCUCAUCCGGUCCUAUUGCCAGAACAACAUGUACCUGUGUAUCUGUCUCUCUCUCUAAAGAGCCAGCGACUUCUCUGCGAAAUCAUCCGACAAUCAAACCCUAGGGGUUCACUGAUUCAGAUGUGCAGUUGAAUUCAAUUUAUAUGCAAAAAUCUGUAUAUCCGUUGAGCAUCUCCAUCCGACUUCGGGAACCCUAGAUCCGGCCGCGCAGUCCUUCGGAGAUCUGUUUGGGUAUUCCUCAGAAUUUGACGAUAUGGAUGCUUUCCACAGAUCGAAUCCGCAGGUCACGCAGAUGCCAACUGCAACGGCGGCGGCGGCCGCAGCGCCUGUGGCGUCAGCUGAGGAAGAAGCUAUCAAGAAAAACACGGAUUGCGUUUACUUCCUCGCUUCACCUCUUACGUGCAAGAAGGGAAGUGAGUGUGAGUAUCGCCAUAGUGACAGUGCUCGGCUUAAUCCAAGAGAUUGCUGGUACUGGUUGAAUGGGAAUUGCUUAAACCCUAAAUGUGCCUUCAGGCAUCCUCCUCUCGAUGCAUUAGUAGGCCCUGAAGCCCUAAAUCAUGCUGAAACAUUCAUGCCUCCUGCACAUGCUAUGGCCGCUGCAGCACAGAUGCCAUAUGUUUCUAAUAAACACGGAGUUCCUUGCAUCUUCUUUCAGCAAGGGAUUUGCAUGAAAGGUGACCGGUGCUCUUUCUUUCAUGCUCAAACCUCUCUGGCUAACAAAGCCCCACAGAAGCAAGGUGCUCUUCCACCCACCACUGAGGCUGCUCCUAAGAAGACCUUUGGUGCGCUUGAAAAAUGCACACAAUUGAAAAACAAUCCACAAAUAAAUGCCCUGAAGAGCGGGGGCAUACCAACUGCAGCAAAGCCAGUAGUCAAAGAAGGCUUGCCGCUGGCAAAGAACCACUUUCUUGCUGACAAAAACACAACACCAUUAUCUGUAAAUGAUGAUGAACGUUCUAAGUAUAAAGCAACAAGUGUUCCUGCUAAUGGAAAUCCUGUCAGCAGGACAAGCCAAAUGCAACCUGGCUUUGAUGAUCAUGACGACAACCUGCACAAUAAGGAUGAGGAGGUCUCAAGGGAGGCGUCUCCUGGCUUUGAUGUUCUGGUGGAUGAUGAGCUUAGAGAUUCUGAUUAUUACCCGGUUGAAGAUCAAUACGGAGGAGCUGGAGACCAUGAGAGGAGUGAAUAUGAUGCCAACCCCUCAGCCGAUUACUCAAUGGGAGGUAUUGACCAAGACGUGUACCGGGAGGCACAUAAUGAUUAUGAAAAACGUUAUGGUUGGGAGCAACGUGGAGUUUCAUCAGAGAGGAAACAAGUGAGAUCAUAUCCUGAUAGGAGACAUCAUGGCAACAAUACUAACAGCUUGGAUCACGUUCGCGAGUCAGAUUUAAGACAUAGGUUAUCGAAACCAAGAAAGGUUAAUGGUUUACGUUCAGUCAUUAGCAACGAACAUACUCAUCAUGAAAAACGUGUUGAGGGACGGGGGAACUAUCGGGGAUCCUGGAGAGAGAGAAACAAUUUAUCAUCUUCACAUGAAAGUUCUUCCAUUAGCAGUCGCCUUCAGGGCCGGAUAAGUGUUCCUGUCAGAUCUUCACCGCUUGAUGUUGCUGAGAUUCGGCCAGAAGUGGACAGGAGCCGAGAUCGUGACAGACUGUCUCACGGAAGGCUUCAAGAGAGAAUGAGAGGAAGACUGCAAGAGGAUCCUGGUUUUGUUGUGGGUAGACACAGCAGAGGCCCACUACUAAGAAGAGACGUGUUUGGUGAGGAUGAUGCAAAUUUUGCUGCUCCAAAAAGUUUAUCUGAGCUGAAAGGAAAGAAGAGUGGUGUCGAAAGGAAUGGGGAAUUGUCCCACCUAGGGAAAAGGAAGUCCCAGCAAAAUUUUGAUGACCUGCAAUCAUCAGGAGGGGGUGAUCUUUCGUUUGAAGGGCCAAAGCCUUUGGAAGAGAUUUUGAAGCGAAAAAGACGAGCCAGUGAUAAUAAUAGUGGAGACCACAAUAAUCACCAAAGGGAAAACACUACAGCCACAAUCCAACCUUCCUCUUUUCUUAAGGAAGACGUUCAACCACCUUCUCUCUCAUCAAGCAUCAACCACAGUGGCAAACUUGAGAACAAUAAAUCAGUUGAAGAUGAUCUUGAGGUUGAAGAUGGAAUGGUAGCUGAUGAAGAAGGAGCCGAGUACGAAGAUGAUGUGGCAGAAGGCUAUGAAGGCGACCCACAGGGCGGGGAAGAAGAAGACUACUACGAGCAAGUCAAUGGAGAUGAAGAAGAUGUCAAUUUGAACGACCAUGGCGAGAAUGUGGACCCCGAGGAUGAGGAAUAUCUAUACGAGGACGAAGAUGCUGAUGACUUCGCAAAAAAGAUGGCCGUUGUUUUCUCAUGAAUUGGACACCUAUGCCUUGUCUUAUUGUUCAUCAUUCACUGACUACUGCUGCUGCUGCUGCUGCUCUUGGUUAGCUUUGAAAUCAUUUUCUGAGAGAUAGAGAGAGGGCAGCGAGACCAUAUAAACAAUUUCAUCUUUUUUGUGAGUAGAGUAAGCACUUAUAUUUGUACUGCUUCUCUUUGUAUUAUUUGUUACAUUAUUGGCAUUGUUCUCAUUGCAGCACUCCCACCCAUUGCAUUGCCCGAAGGGGUCGUGUGGCAUUAACACAUAGAUUUGCCUAAUAAUAAUUUCACUUUUAU
This is a messenger RNA of Cuscuta campestris, 2687 nucleotides long. The record is from the annotation of a GenBank genome assembly. NCBI's taxonomy places the organism in Eukaryota, Viridiplantae, Streptophyta, Magnoliopsida, Solanales, Convolvulaceae.